Messenger RNA from Lindgomyces ingoldianus, 1367 nucleotides. Its product is annotated as delta-aminolevulinic acid dehydratase. NCBI's taxonomy places the organism in Eukaryota, Fungi, Ascomycota, Dothideomycetes, Pleosporales, Lindgomycetaceae. The record is from RefSeq and is a predicted model, not a curated record. Gene Ontology annotation, cellular component: cytosol. The coding region runs from base 117 to 1238 and encodes 373 amino acids. The transcript has 2 exons. Gene Ontology annotation, molecular function: porphobilinogen synthase activity; zinc ion binding. Gene Ontology annotation, biological process: heme biosynthetic process.
UUUAAAGAAGCGCCUACCCGCCGAAACGUUCUGCCGUCCCCCAAGUUCCUCUAUCCUACUCUCCUAAUCAUCUUCCUUCCCGCAUGCACACGACCUCCUGCAGUGAAACAUUCGCUAUGUCUUUCUCUUCCCUCGUCUCAGAUAUCACCUACCGGAAUUCGGAACGCGCAGCGCAAGAUGACAAGCGCUCUCAGGUCUCCCGCGCACGAUCAUAUGCCAGCACCGCUGCGACCAGCGUGAGCAUAGCGGGCGAUAUAUCGAGCCAAUUGCACGGCGGAUACAGCCACCCUCUUUCACGAGCAUGGCAAGCAGAGAGGCAAUUGACAAAGUCAAUGUUGAUCUACCCCCUCUUCAUAUCCGACCAACCUGACGAAGAAACCCUCAUUCCUUCCCUUCCCAACCAGCAUCGCCGCGGCUUGAACAAAGUCGUUCCUUUCUUAACUCCGUUAGUAGCGAAGGGCUUGAAGUCUGUCAUCUUGUUUGGGGUGCCUAUCGCACCAGGAGCGAAGGAUGCACUGGGAACCAAUGCAGAUGACCCGAAGGGACCCGUCAUCAAGACCAUCCGACUCCUUCGUCGAACCUUCCCCGAGCUCUUCAUCGUCGCCGAUGUCUGCCUCUGCGAGUACACUUCCCACGGCCACUGCGGCAUUCUGCGAGACGAUGGCAGUCUUAACAAUACUCUGUCGGUAGAUAGAAUCAGCGACGUCGCUAUGGCAUAUGCGGAAGCAGGAGCGCAUUGUGUGGCCCCGUCUGAUAUGAACGAUGGCCGUAUCCGCGCCAUUAAGCUUAAGCUCAUUGAAGCCGGCAUCGCGCAUCAGAUAGUACUGAUGUCGUACUCUGCUAAGUUCUCCGGCUGUCUGUAUGGCCCCUUCCGCGAUGCCGCAGGAUCAUGUCCUUCAUUUGGUGACCGACGAUGCUACCAACUUCCUCCAGGCGGGCGGGGUCUUGCACGACGAGCUAUUACACGUGAUAUCAACGAGGGCGCAGAUAUCAUCAUGGUGAAACCUGCUAGCCAGUACCUCGACAUCAUUAGCGACGCUAAGGAGAUUGGAAAAGAUCUCCCAGUUGCUGCUUAUCAAGUCUCGGGCGAGUUUGCAAUGAUUCACGCGGCGGCGAAGGCAGGUGUCUUUGAUUUGAAGGCGAUGGCGUUCGAGGCGACGGAAGGUAUCUUGAGAGCUGGUGCUACUAUAGUCGUGAGCUACUUUACUCCCGAAUUCUUAGAUUGGCUAGACAACUGAGUUUCGCUGUCAUUCUUACGAUUUCCUUACUUUCUUCAAAAAGCUUUUUUAUCCAUGGAGCCUUAUGUCUAACCGUCAUGUCUAGUCGGAAAUGGGUUACAAUUUGUAUUGGUCCUCCUAUAAUGAUAG